UAGAAAGUCGCUCUUUACUCCGCUUAGUGCUUUGCUGAGAGACUGCAACACGGGGAGCACUUACAAAGGGACUUUUAAUGUUAUCUUCGGCAAUGCAUGAGGGAUGCAUGGCAUGAAGGCACAAAUAUGAACGGAGCAGUGGGAUAAACUUAUUUUUUAUGCCUGGAUCUGCACAUGGACAUCUGUGGAUUUUUACUAGCUACACGUGUUGGAUUAAUAUGACCACAUCCCCGCAUUCUCUACAGGCUCUACUUCUAUUUGGGAAUAUUUAACUCAACGAGGAUGUUUCCCACGCAGGAGAGAAUGAUGUUUUACAAAAUCCUUGCAUUGAUUCUCUUACAAGGUGUGUUGAGAUGUGAGGCUUUGGUCAGCCCCGGAGGUGUCUCAGGCUACGGCACGGAGUUGACCUCCGGUGGAGUCGCAGCUCUAAAGAAGUCUGAGGCGUCGGAACCAAAGUCCAGAUCUAAGCGCUGCACCUGUUAUUCCUACAAGGAUAAAGAGUGUAUCUAUUACUGCCAUUUGGACAUCAUUUGGAUCAAUACACCUGAACGCACAGUUCCAUAUGGAAUGUCGAGCUACCAAGGAGCUCCGCGACUCCGACGUGCAAUUGCUGGACAACCAAAUGAGCACGAGCAGACAAACACUCAGCGUUGCGUUUGUGCUUCCCUUGAUGCAGACCCAGAGUGCCAUCAAUUUUGUCAGCCAAGCUCCCUGCGCAGUGGACCAAACAGGAGUCUUCACCGAGUCCCAGGACCCGGCUGACAGUUGGACACCUCCUGAUCUCCUGCUGUUUUCUUCAGGGAGCAGAUCCUUCCCUUGUCUUCAGUCCCAUCAUUCUCUGUUUGGCACACUUGCUUCCACAGGUACACUCAGUCAAGGAAAGAACUUUGGAGUUUGACACUGUCGACAUUCCUGAGAAUCAUAACUCUUGGAGCAAGUUCCAUCAGGCCGAGUGGUUGUAACAACUCUCAGCAAAUUUGAUACAGACCCCUGGAGGCUAUGCUUUUUUGUUCCCUCCUCUGAGCCGCAUAAGGAUUACUUUCACCUUGAAAAUAUCCUGUGACCUUAUGACAGGCUCAUUCAGACUCUCUCUCUGUAUUCAUAUCUGCUACCAUAUUGUGGACUACAUUAAGACUCUGUGCUGUAUCAAUAUACAAAGGAUGACAUUUCUCCAUAGAUGGUGGGAAACAAAAUGUGCCAAGUAGUGAAGGAAAGUACCGGAACAAGGCAAAAUGAUGAUAAAUAAACAACAAUAAGGCAAUUUUAUAUAUCGCUGUCUUUUCUGAUGACAUUUUUCACAGAAAUAAUGUAAAAUAUAUAAAUAAUAUUAAUUCUAAAAAGCUCUGUUUGCAAGAGGAAUGUGAUGUCAUUUUACCUGUGUAGAUAAUAUAAUUCAGCUUCAUUUGAAUUGAGAAAUUAGCUGUUAAGAGUGCAGUGAUAUGUUCUAGUAUACAGCUAACAAGAACAACAUUGAGAGAGAUGACUAGAACAAUGGUGCUACAUAGGUUAAAAAAAAGUGUAGUCACAGGGUGAUGUACAUAGGCUAAUUUAUACAGGAUUUAGCUAUUGAAUUUUUGGGGAUUUUCACAAAUGAUGUACAACAAUUAGAAAUGCACAUUUCCAUUAGAAUUGAAUGACCUUGAGGGAGGUGUCAACAGUAUAAAAACCUGGUUUUGUGAGAACGUUUUUCGAAAAUCAUGGAAAGACACCAGCAACGGCUUAUAUGUGCAAUGCUUGUUGAAUUACUGGAGGGCAUUACUUAAAUAUUUCUAUUAAGAUAGACUCUUACUCUGAGGCUGGAGAAAAAUGUGUUGCCCAAGGCCUCAACAGACUGUGGUUCUAGAACUUUGAAUUCUAAGUAUCGAGCUUAUCAACUGAGGAAAAAAUAGGGUGGCUACGUUCCUUUAGCCUCUGGGGCUAGAAUUCCUUUCCCGACGAGUAAUUAAAUCCUUCCUCCACUGUGCCUUACUACUAUGGCUCUCUUGUCCACUUUUACAAGACCAUUGACAAACACAGAGCAAACAAUAUUUACUUAUUUAUCUUCAAAUACUAUAAUGCUGACAAUUGUAACUGGAUAUUGUAUCUUUUUUAUGCUGGCUAAGUUAACUGUGCUCCAAAUAAUGAGGAGAGAGUAAGAGACAGCGAGAAAAGGAGCACUCAAUAUAGUGUAAGUGGGUCCGCAACCUUAUACUGGGGUUACAGUCUUGAUGCGUAUUUAUGAUAAUGUUGCCAGAUUUCUUGCCAAGGUUCCAUCAUUACAUUUGGAAGAGUAUUCAGUACAGUAUAAUGCAAAGAAAGUUAUAAUAAAACAACAAAGAAACUGGCUGCUUACUAUUGGAUUUGUGUGCAUCCCUCAACAUGGAUUUUACAGUGGUCCUAAAACAUGUAUACUGGAAUAAAAUUUUAAAAAGUAAUACUUUUAUAAUA
This is a messenger RNA of Dunckerocampus dactyliophorus (ringed pipefish), 2427 nucleotides long. RefSeq names its product endothelin 3b (gene edn3b). Lineage: Eukaryota; Metazoa; Chordata; Actinopteri; Syngnathiformes; Syngnathidae. Gene Ontology annotation, cellular component: extracellular region. The coding region runs from base 283 to 762 and encodes 159 amino acids. The transcript has 4 exons. Gene Ontology annotation, molecular function: endothelin B receptor binding; hormone activity. Gene Ontology annotation, biological process: intracellular calcium ion homeostasis; vein smooth muscle contraction; regulation of vasoconstriction. The record is from RefSeq and is a predicted model, not a curated record.